Messenger RNA from Acanthocheilonema viteae, 736 nucleotides. The record is from the annotation of a GenBank genome assembly. NCBI's taxonomy places the organism in Eukaryota, Metazoa, Nematoda, Chromadorea, Rhabditida, Onchocercidae.
GCUUAAAGCACUCGAUGUUGUAACACUACAACGGCUUGCAGAACGGGUGAAUGUCAUACCCGUGAUUGCAAAAGCUGAUACCACCUGCAAAGAUGAACUUAUAAGAUUCAAAAGCAAGAUUUUAAGCGAGUUGCGUAGCCACAAUAUUCCCAUCUAUCAGUUUCCGACUGACGACGAGACGGUACGAGCAAUAAAUACGGAAUUAAACCAGCUUGUGCCAUAUGCUGUUGUGGGCAGUACUGAUUUUGUAAAAAAAGAAAACGGCAAAAUGGUUCGAGCACGUCGAUAUCCGUGGGGAAUGGUUGAAGUUGAAAACGAGGAACAUUGUGAUUUCGUCAAAUUGCGUGAGGCAGUAUUGCGUACAAACGUGGAUGCAUUACGUGAACGAACGCACAGGGUGCUAUAUGAAGCAUAUCGUCGUGAACGUUUACGUGCAAUGAAAGUUGGCGAUGGUGAUACAGGACCAAAAAUGAUGGAAGCUUUCGCACAGAAGCAACGUGAAUUCAUUGAUGAAAUGACAAAUAGAGACAAGGUUUUACGCGAAGAAUUCGUUGCGCGAGUUAAUAAGAAAGAAGAAGAAAUGAAAAGGAGAGAGGAAUUGCUAAAUUUACGAACCAAAGAGAUUAGUGAUAAUUUUGAAGAAGAAUUACGACGUAUCGAGUCACAAAUGCAUACAUUGUUGGAGGAAAAAGCGAAAUAUGAAUUGAAAACAGCUGGGAAAAAAGCGAAGAAGUAA